Molecule: messenger RNA, 967 nt
Organism: Phycomyces blakesleeanus NRRL 1555(-)
Lineage: Eukaryota; Fungi; Mucoromycota; Mucoromycetes; Mucorales; Phycomycetaceae
Exons: 8
Coding region: 135-764 (209 amino acids)
Biological process (GO): small GTPase-mediated signal transduction
Molecular function (GO): GTPase activity; GTP binding
Source: RefSeq, a predicted model, not a curated record
AAACACCUAAACACCUAAAUACCUAAACACCUACACCUACACACACACACACACACAUAUAUAUAUAUAUAUUCUUGAAUAUCUUUUUCUUCUUCUUCUUUCUCCUCCCACUUCUUCUCCUAAUCUACAUCCUAAUGGAAAGACCUACACAAAAGGAAUACAUCAGACGAAAGCUAGUAAUUGUCGGUGACGGCAAUUGCGGGAAAACAUCUCUCUUGACUGUUUUCACCCAGGGGUUUUUCCCUAAAAAAUAUAUCCCGACAGUAUUCGAAACCCACGUCAAGGAUGUUGUAAUUGAUGGCAAGGCAGUCCAGCUUGCAUUGUGGGAUACAGCAGGACAAGAAGAAUAUGAACGUAUUCGACCGCACUCGUAUGUCAAGGCCAACAUUAUCCUAAUUGCCUAUGCAAUCGACAGUCCCGACUCUCUUGACAAUGUUACCACAAAGUGGAUUGAAGAGGUCAAUAAAGAGUGCCCAAGAACACCCAUAAUUUUGGUCGGCUGUAAGCGAGAUCUUCGGGAUGGCACAGAGCAACCUCUUGCACGAGAACAUGUCGAGAGGGCCCAGUCCAAUAGAAACGUGGGCGAACGAUUUGUUCGUCGAACAGAAGCAGAAGUAGUAGCUAGCCACAUCGGAGCACGCUGUCAUUUGGAAUGUAGUGCACUCACAGGCGAAGGUGUGGAUGCCAUUUUUGAUAUGGCCACCCGGGCCGCUCUGCUACACAAAGUAGAUGGUGCUGGUUCAGGAUGUUGCGUUAUUUUGUAAAUACUUACACGCAAAUUACCCUUAUUCCUGUUGUGUCUAGUAGUAGCAGUAGUAGCAGUAGUAGUAUUUAAAUGGCCUCACUAUAUCGUAAUCAUUAACUCUUUUUAUCUUUUAUCCUAUCUAUAACUCUAUAUCUAUCUUUAUCUCUCCUUCUGUCUACCCUCCUUCCUUCCCUUUAAUAAAUUCAACGUGUAUUCGUAAUC